UUAUUAUUAUUCCCGCCUCCAAAAAAUUAUCAGAGAUGAAAUCAGUUACUGUGGCGUUAUCCACGAGAAUUUGCCAAGGGUAUGUUUCUCCUCUUCGCAGUAACCUGAAAUCUACUUUGAAAUAUACAUCGGCUUUUAUGAGACACUAACCAAUUUUAAAGUAGAUUUCUAAUAAGUGCGGAGAAGAGAAACAUAGCUGUGACAAAUUCUCAUAAUGACGCUUCGGUAUUUCAUUUUAUCUCUAAUAAUUUUUCAGACGCGGGAAUAUACUAUUGGGAAGAGGUUAUCUUCAGGUAGAAUACGAUCGUCCUUGGUAGAUUUUCGAUUAUUAUUCGAGAUGAGGAAAUUUCCGAGCACCCCCGGUAUUCACAGACCAGUUCAAAGUUCAAACACCUCCAACCACGCAGACUCGGGUCCUUUAUUUGCAAAUCCUAUUUAUAAAAACGGAGCCUCGAUUCUUUUCUCUCGAAAAUAUUUGUUUCAUAAGUUAUUCUCGAUUGUUGAAAUCUGUCAUUAAUAUUUGAGCGUGCUUGUAUUUUGUUCGGGCUAGUGCAUCGGAAACACUCGGAGAAUUGGAUCAAUACCUGGGGUAGGUCAUUUAGUAGCACGUGUAUUGUGUUGUUAUACUAUCAUGGAACGUAGACCCGGACCGGUAUUUCAUACUUUGAUGAUAAACCAUGUAUAAUAAAACUAGUGUGUCUAAUCCGGUUUCAGCGAAACACACUUCAAGUCUCUGUAAAGCUGGUAGGAAUGGCAGCCGCAUAUAGAACAUGAGCAGGUGCCUAACGUUAUCUGUAAUUCUGUCAAAAAUCGUUUAGGGCUGUAGGCUGCACUUUAGGACACUGUUAGAGACAAAUUGUCAGUAUAAUGCAAUUGAUAUUUUCUAUACGAGUCUUGGGGUAUAUGCAUAUAACUAUUCAUGUUAUGAACAAUCUGCUUUCGUGGUCCCACUCGUUUUGUUAUUCGUGGACUGUGCAUACAUAUUUUGUUGAUUGGUCUAUAUCAGUCUCAAAGCAGGCGAUAACGCCACCUUCUCGGUACUAGGGUCCUAUGGGGCGCGGCUUAGAGGAAAUUGGACGGGGAGAGGGGGUGGCGAUGCAAUGGACAAUUAAUUUGAGUUUAAGAUUCAUAUGACCCACUAGAUAUAUGUAAAUUAAAGUAAAUAGGCGCUAGCAAAUAAUAUGAUUCACAAAUGAGGUAGAUGAAAUAAGUUUGAGAACGUCUGGUCUAUAUGACAUCUUGAGGCCCGAGUGGAAGUAACAUUUAUACAGGGUGUUUCCGAAACAUGAGUGAAAGAUUCAAGGGCUGAUACUUUGGGCAAGCAACGUGUCCCUAAAGAACGCCACUUGAAAAGGGUUUUUCUUUGAUAACUCUUGAACUUUUGACACUAUAGUAACUUUCUAAGAUUCCGGUACCGCUCGGAUUCUGAUGAAAUUUUCCCUAUGCCCAGGACGAAAAAUUUUCGCGAAAAGAAUGAAAAUCGAUCGAACUUCAUUUUUUGAAGAUUGAGAAAAAUGUUUGUAGGGGUUAAAAAUUGAGAUCUGUAAGGGAUGGAGAAGACCAUGCUUCAAUUUUUUGUAUCAGGAUAUACCUGUGCCGCGGUCUUUAAGGGACGGGUUGCCAGAUGAUGGUCGGUACUGUCGGUAGGGCUGGGGAGACAUCACAUAACAUAGGUACAGUUAUCGGCGAUUAAAAAUUGAAGAGCAGGGGGGGGUGGUGGCGUGACGGAAACAAUUAAUUUCUUGACAAAAAUGGCAGAUUUGAGCGUCUCCUUCUCGCCCACUCAAAAUCCACCCAUAUUUUGAAAACACCCUUUAUGUUUUUUUAAAUCCCUACUAUGCAUUGUGGCGCCACUGGACUCUCUCAACACCGAUUCCUCUCAUGCCUAUGACUAAUCCACAUACAAUCUCCUUAUCAGCUAGCAGCUAGCCGGGAGGAGAGAUAGUAGCAAAGCUCUCAACCGAUCACUGCCAUUGCGUCUGCUUUUGCUGCCUAGUGUGAUCAGUUCAUCGUUGACAGUCAACUCGCACACAAAGCCGCGGUCUUAUAGCUCGUCACUCUUUCUCGAUCUAGCAGACCUCAAUUCCUUAACUAGCUCAGCUUUUUAACAUGCCGGACAAAUCUUAAUGUCUGUACACACGGUGGAAACAUGACUGGAAGCUGCAAGCACUGGACGUGAGGCCUGAAGAAAGGAUAGCCGGUGAACCAUAUUAAUGUUGAAUAAAAGAUGGAUUUCAGUAAAAAGUACGAGAACCCAUCUCCUGAAGAUGAGUCGAAUAUAAUCUCCAGAUUAUUCUACUGCUGGGUGUUGCCAUUUUUCAGACAUGGGUACCGCACUCAUCUCCGUAUUAAAGACAUAUACAAUACGACCAACGAUGAUAUGUCAGAAACGUUAGCUGAUAGAUUAGAAAGAAAUUGGAACAAUGAACUGAGAAACAAAGACUGUAAAACAAAGCCGAGCUUAAAUAGAGCCAUCUUCAAAACUUUUUAUAAGAGAUAUAUUUUCAUAGGAAUUUUGCAAUUUUUUCAUUGCAUGUGUAUAAGAAUGUUACAGCCAAUCCUUUUAGCUGAAUAUAUUCGAUAUUAUGAGGCAGGUAAAGAUAAAGAGGAUUCCCAGUUAGGUUGGAUCCUAAGCAGUCUUAUCGUCGUCACUGCCUUUCUCAAUAUACUCAUAGCUCAUUUUAAUACUUUGAGCUGCUACAGGAUAGGAAUGAGAGUCAGAGUUGCGUGUUGUUCCCUUAUUUAUAGAAAACUCCUAAAAUUAAGUCAAGCAUCUCUAACCCAAACAACUGCAGGGCAGUUAGUCAAUCUGCUAUCAAACGAUGUACAAAGGUUCGAUAAUGCCUCGAUCUAUUUGCACUAUAUCUGGAUUAUGCCCUUCCAUUUUGUUCUUGCAUUUUACAUUUUGUUUCAAAGUGUAGGUUUGGCAGCUAUAGCUGGAAUGACAAUGAUCGGCUUGCAAGCCAUACCACUGCAAGGUUUUUUAUCUAGACUGCAAGGAAAAUUGAGGUACAAAAUAGCGCUAAGAACAGACCACAGGAUAAAACUGAUGAGUGAAAUCAUAUCUGGCAUUCAAGUUAUCAAGCUGUAUGCCUGGGAAUUGCCUUUCCAAAAAGUAGUCGAAUUAGCUAGAAAAUUAGAAUUAGAUGUCAUAACGAAAACUUCUUACAUAAAAGGCAUGUCUACAGGCAUGAUGGUGUUCACAGAACGACUUAUCCUCUACGUAACAUUAGUAACACAUGUAUUUCUGGGCAAUCAUUUAACUGGCGACAUUGUUUUUUCACUUGCUCAAAUCUUCAACAUCGUGCAGCAUUAUGUGGCUUUUAGUUUUCCCAAUGCUAUUGCCACAUAUUCUGAGGCUAGAGUUUCAGUUCAAAGGAUAGAGAAGUUUUUACUAUUAGAAGAGACGACUGAGAAUGAGGUACAGUUAGAUGAGAUUUGGAAACCCAAUGGUCUAGAAAAUAAGACCAAAACUGGCAAUUUGAAAACUGAUAAGAGCAGAAAUGAUGUAAUAAAGCAGGACGACCUGAAUAAUGAAGAGAUUGCUAAAUCCAAUGCCGUGGAUAACAACACAAAAGAAGCUCCUACAGACAGCAACAAUAUAACUGCAAAAGACUCUCAAACAGAAGUCAAGAACAAUCAAAAUCAACAAAACAGCACUGCUAUUAUACAGCUAGACGACUGCAAUGCCUCAUGGGUUGGCCAAGAUACUCUAGCUUUGGAAAAUCUAAAUUUGAUCGUUAAACCAGGCAGUUUAUGUUGCGUGGUAGGUAAUGUAGGUGCAGGGAAAAGUUCGCUAUUGCAUUUGCUGCUCAAGGAAAUGCCAGUAGCCAGUGGAAACGCUGAGAUCAAAGGAAAUGUGUCGUAUGCUAGCCAAGAACCGUGGUUGUUCAACUCCACUAUUAGGGAUAAUAUCCUUUUCGGGAAACCGUACUCACAAGAUAGAUACGAUAUCGUAGUCCGAGUAUGCGCCCUAGAAGCAGAUCUGGACCAACUGCCUUCCGGCGACAAGACUCUAGUUGGAGAGAGGGGCGCCAUUUUGAGUGGUGGUCAAAGAGCUAGAGUAAAUUUGGCACGAGCUGUUUACGCCGAAGACGACAUCUAUCUACUUGACGACCCUUUAUCUGCGGUCGACACACAUGUGGGGAAACACUUGUUCCAAGAAUGUAUCAAGAAGUUCUUGAAAGACAAAACUCGAAUUUUAGUUACACACCAGCUGCAGUUCCUUAAAGAAGCUGAUCAAAUUGUUCUUAUGAAAGAAGGUAAGAUAAUGGAAGUGGGAAAGUUCGAUACAAUAGAAAAUCUUCUGUGUUUCGCUGAAAAUAAUGAGACUGAUACAGAUUCUAAUAUUACCAAGAAAGAAAAACCGGACCAAGAAUUGGAGAGGUCUGUACACCUUGACUCUUAUGUUGGUCCUAAUGCUGAUAAAGAUGCCGAAGAAGAAGAUGAAUUAAUAGAAAAAGGUGCCAUCCCUACUUCUACAUAUUUAGAAUACUGUAGAGCUGGUACAGGUGUGGCAGUUCUGAUAUUGCUUAUAAUUCUACUGAUGAUGGCACAGAUGGCAUCAAAUGCUUGUGAUCUCUGGCUGAGACAUUGGACAAACAAUGAAGAGAUACGUGCUCUCCACGCUCAUCGUCAAUAUCUCAACAACAACACACUUACUUUUGAGGACAACACUACUCUUGCUUACAUCGUCACUGAUAAUGAGACCGAGCCUCUGUCUUAUGACGAUGACCCAGUUGUCAUAUAUCUGGAAAUUGACGAAAAAACGAGAAACAUGUACAUUAUAGUCUACACCUUUUGUAUUCUGCUGUCUAUCAUUCUAACUUCAGUGAGGUCUCUCCUGUAUUACAAAGUGUGCAUGAAUACAAGCAAGGCACUUCACAACAAUAUGUUUGCGUGUAUUCUGCAGGCACCGAUGAGGUUUUUCGACACCAAUCCAUCAGGUAGAAUUUUAAACAGGUUCUCCAAGGACAUGGGAGCAAUAGACGAACUGUUACCAACAGCUGCUUUAGACGCAAUACAAAUAUGUCUAGUGCUCUUUGGAAUCCUUACAAUGGUGUUCGUAGUGGUGCCCUUAAUGAUCGUACCGGCCCUGGUACUUAGUGUACUGUUCUACUUCUGUAGAAGCAUCUAUCUGGCCAGUGCUCAAGAUAUCAAGAGGCUAGAAGGGAUAACGAAAGCUCCGGUAUUCUCUCAUACGUCUUCUACCCUUUACGGUCUAACAACCAUAAGGUCGUCGAAAGCAGAGAGGAUAAUCACUAAGGAGUUCGAUACACUCCAAGACCAACACACAAGUACUUGGUUUUUGUAUCUAGCUAGCAGUGAGGCGUUUGGAUUCUACCUAGAUAUGAUCAGUACGGUGUUUCUAGCAUUUGUCACAUUCCAGUUCCUUGUGUUUCAAUCAGGCUUUACCUUAAGUGGUAACGUGGGACUGGUGAUCUCGCAGAGUCUCAUCCUAGCCGGCAUGCUGCAGUUCGGUAUAAGGCAAAGUGCAGAAGUGGCUAACAAUAUGGUCAGCGUUGAAAGGGUACUGCAGUACACGAAACUGGACAAAGAAGAUUCCUUCCAGUCUAUUAACAGGACGAAUGUGGACAAAAGCUGGCCACACCAAGGGAAGAUUCUAUUCAAGAAUGUUUACCUUAGAUAUGCUGCCGAUGAGAUGCCGGUAUUGAAGAAUCUCAAUUUGGAGAUCAGGCCCAAGGAGAAGAUUGGUGUGGUAGGUAGAACAGGCGCCGGCAAGUCCUCACUGAUAGCGGCCCUAUUUCGCCUGGCUCCUCUUGAGGGCACUAUCUCCAUAGAUGACGUUGAUACCUCAACAGUUGACCUGAAGCUGCUGCGCACGAAGAUGUCCAUUAUUCCCCAGGAACCUGUGCUCUUUUCGGCUACAGUUAGAUACAACUUGGACCCCUUUGAUGCUUAUGAUGAUGCCACGCUUUGGAAUGCUCUCGAAAACGUGAAACUGAAGAGUUACAUAAAAGACCUGAGCCAGGAGGUGAACGAAGGUGGGUCCAAUUUCAGCGUUGGCCAGAAACAGUUGAUUUGUCUGGCAAGAGCCAUCAUCAGGAAUAACAAGAUAUUGGUGCUGGACGAGGCUACCGCGAACAUUGAUGAAAACACGGACCAGCUAGUCCAGGCAGCAAUCCGAUCAAACUUCUGUGAAUGUACGGUGCUGACAAUAGCACAUCGAUUGAACACGAUCACAGACAGCGACCGGGUGCUGGUGAUGCACGAUGGACAGGCGGUGGAAUUCGGUCCGCCCUCCGAGCUGUUAGCCAAUCAGGAGGGAGUUUUCGCACGUAUGGUCCGAGAGGCGGGGCCUGAGGCGGAGGCGGCCAUAAGACAAGCUGCGCAGGAGGCGGCACUUAAGAGAACGAGACAAAAUCAGGAUGACGCAUGUUGAGAAUGUGUAUGUGUUGUUGGCAGAUUUUUGUACUUAUUGCGUAAUAAAGAUUUUCAGAGA
This is a messenger RNA of Acanthoscelides obtectus, 6463 nucleotides long. Lineage: Eukaryota; Metazoa; Arthropoda; Insecta; Coleoptera; Chrysomelidae. The record is from the annotation of a GenBank genome assembly.